This is a messenger RNA of Mycena indigotica, 636 nucleotides long. RefSeq lists its product as uncharacterized. The coding region runs from base 1 to 636 and encodes 211 amino acids. The record is from RefSeq and is a predicted model, not a curated record. The transcript is spliced from 4 exons. NCBI's taxonomy places the organism in Eukaryota, Fungi, Basidiomycota, Agaricomycetes, Agaricales, Mycenaceae. Gene Ontology annotation, biological process: proton transmembrane transport. Gene Ontology annotation, molecular function: voltage-gated proton channel activity. Gene Ontology annotation, cellular component: plasma membrane.
AUGGCGGACUCGGAAACCCAGCCUUUGCUAACACGACCACAACAACAGCGCUCACAUCGCGAGAAAACCGCCGAAUUGCUUGAAUCUCGAUCGCUACAUCAAUUUGUCCUCCUUCUAAUUACAAUCGGCAUGUUUGGCUAUAUGGCUCAAAUACCCUAUCUUAUGCUCGUCCAGAUGCAACAUGCGUACUUGUUGACUUGGGUUACGCGUUUCUCCAUGAGAGCUGCACUCCAGUCGAAGGGCCCGGUGUCCCGGGCUGAAAUUCCACUUACGCUAUGGAGUCUGGGUCCUCGAUUCUACUUCCCUGGCGCUGUUCCACACGCUGCUCUCCAUCUUUUCGACGCAUUCAUCAUCAUCGUGACGUUUGUGCUCGAAGUUGUGCUGCGAGGCAAGGAGCAAGAACUUGCUGGUCUCUUGGUUGUCCUGCGACUAUGGCGUCUUAUAAAACUUGCGGUAAGUGGUCAAAAUUUUUCUCUGUUGUCGUUGAACGAAAGCAAAACAGGUGUUUCUGUUGGGGUGGGCGAGGUUGGCGAGGCAGACGCUAUUCGGGCGGCUGAGGCAGAGCAAAGAGUUGAAGAACUCGAGAAAGAGAAUUCAGAACUUAAGGCUCGUCUGGCGGAGGCAGGAAUCCAAUGA